CAGUGAAAUCACGAUGAUCACACAUCCUCUCUCACAGCUCCCACAGACACAUAACUGAACAUUUACAAGCCAUUUCCUACAGGGACUGUCCAGCCCCCUUCUCUCGGUUUCAGUACGGAACCGCUCGGCACGGCUCGACUCGCUGUCGGCUCCGGCCCUCCUUCAGGCCGGUGUUUUGAUUGGAUUAGAGUCGGCUAGCCUUUGCCCUCUAACCUCGCUGAUGUUGACUUGCUGCUUCCUGCUCGCUCCGCUCCGCCUGACCGACUGACGAAGCCCGUCGAAUCCGCACGGCGAAGCGUCCUCCACGGACACAGCAGACCGGGACGAGCCGCCGCUAACAGCCAGAGGAGAGCAGAGCAGGGGAGCCGCGAAGCGCACACACAGGCGGGCGGACGCAAAAACCAGGCAGCCAUGCGGAGGAAAUCAAGGAUAUUGUUGUGUUUUGCCGUGCUGUGGGUGCUGGGGAUAGCCUACUACUUCUACUCGGGGACAGCGUUGAGUCGAAAGGAUGAAUGGAUGUCCAGGGAGCUGUCCGGUAGGACCAAAGGUCACAACUCCGACGACAAGCCUCACGGCCUGGAGACACUGCCACCGGGUAAGGUGCGCUGGCAGGAUUUCGACCAGGAUUUGUAUGUUGGAGCCACGGUGGUCCGACCAGGUCAAGACCCCUACGCCAGGAACAAGUUCAACCAGGUGGAGAGCGACAAACUCCGAAUGGACAGAGCUGUACCUGACACGAGACAUGAUCAUUGCAGACAUAAACAGUGGAAGUCGGACCUGCCCGCCUCCAGCGUUGUCAUCACUUUCCACAAUGAAGCUCGCUCUGCUCUGCUGCGGACUGUGGUCAGUGUCUUGAAGAAAAGUCCCCCUCACUUGGUGAAAGAGAUCAUUCUGGUUGACGACUACAGUGAUAAUCCUGAGGAUGGAGCGCUGCUGGGGAAGAUUGAGAAAGUACGCGUGUUGAGAAAUGACCGCAGAGAAGGCUUGAUGCGAUCCAGGGUUUGCGGUGCAGAUGCUGCCACAGCGCCAGUCCUCACCUUCCUGGACUCCCACUGUGAAUGUAAUGACCACUGGCUAGAACCGCUGCUUGAAAGAGUGGCUGAGGACAAGACACGAGUAGUUUCUCCUAUCAUUGAUGUCAUCAACAUGGACAACUUUCAGUAUGUCGGAGCCUCUGCGGAUCUGAAAGGAGGCUUCGACUGGAAUUUGGUGUUUAAAUGGGACUACAUGACUCUGGAGCAGAGACGAGCCAGACAAGGCAACCCAAUUGCUCCCAUAAAGACACCAAUGAUAGCAGGCGGCCUGUUUGUCAUGGAUAAAGACUACUUUGAGCAGCUGGGAAAGUAUGACAUGAUGAUGGAUGUAUGGGGAGGAGAAAACCUGGAGAUCUCAUUCCGUGUGUGGCAGUGUGGCGGCAGUCUAGAGAUCAUCCCCUGCAGCAGAGUUGGCCACGUCUUCAGAAAGCAGCAUCCUUAUACCUUCCCUGGUGGCAGCGGCACUGUAUUUGCAAGGAACACGAGGAGAGCAGCAGAGGUGUGGAUGGAUGAGUAUAAAAACUUCUACUACGCUGCUGUCCCCUCAGCAAGAAAUGUGCCCUACGGAAACAUCCAGAGUCGUUUGGAGAUGAAGAAGAGAUUAAACUGUAAGCCAUUCAAAUGGUACCUGGAGAAUGUCUAUCCUGAGCUGAGGGUCCCAGAUCACCAGGACAUUGCUUUUGGAGCCUUGCAGCAGGGAGGGAACUGUCUGGACACCCUGGGUCAUUUUGCUGAUGGUGUGGUGGGCGUCUAUGAAUGUCACAAUGCUGGGGGAAACCAGGUAGCGUUACGACGAGGGGACACACAGGAAUGGGCCCUAACUAAGGAUAAAUCAGUAAAACAUAUGGACCUGUGUCUGACUGUGGUGGACAGAACAGCUGGGUCCCUCAUCAAACUACAAGGCUGUAGAGAGAAUGACAGCAGACAGAAAUGGGAGCAGAUUGAGUCCAACUCAAAGCUUCGUCACGUGGGCAGUAACCUCUGUCUGGACAGCCGCAGUGCCAGGAUGGGUGGACUCACUGUGGAGGUCUGCAGCCCGAGCCUCACCCAGCAGUGGAAGUUCACUCUUAACCUGCAAUCGUAGGGGGCGCUAUAGAUCCCGGGAAGACUUGCAUAUUGAAGAGAAACACCAACAGACUCUUGAGAUGCAGAUAAAAAAGAAUAGACUCAAGAAGAAAGACAAACUCUUGCUCCUUCUCCUCCUUCCUCCUCCACAGGGGUGCAGCCAGUCAUGUGUACACCCCUCUCUCCCACCUCACCCCUCUCUCUAAGCGAUGAGCCGUGCGUAUUGAGGGGAGGGGCUGGUCGACCGUAAUGGAGUAAACAGGAACCUGACUGCAUGUGGUGGAUGGAUGGUGAUGAUCGUGAGGAUAAAAGAGAUGAAGAGGCUUUUGUUUCAAAAAAUACAUACCUCAGUGUUUUUUCAUUGAUGGUUCCAGCGGCAAAUGGCGAGUGAAUUGUUCUUCUUCUUUCUUUAAUGCUGGUGGAAAAAGAACUCUUUGGUGUAAUUUUUUUAUUUUCUUAUCCAUAUUUUUUAUUUCUUGCUGUUAACUGUCCAUGGAGACUUGCAGGAGCUUUUUUUUUUUUUGUUUUGGUUUUGGAAGCAUCCUGUAACAGCAGAUGGAGGCUUCAGGUUGUGGUAUCGGGGAGGUGUGGGUGUUGAGUGAUGUGAAGGGAGGAAAUGGACUCGAGCCCUUGAGCUUUUUCCUCUUGUUUAUUCCCACUGGUUUACAGAAUCAACAGAGAAAAGAGAGGCAAAGUGGAGAGAAGAAUUCAGUUUUUCUACAGACUCUGUCUUGGGGAGGUGAAGGCAUUCAGGGAGGGAUUUCGCUGCUUUGCAUGGGGUUUUUCCUCCAGAGGUGUCACAAUGUCCACCCUGAAGAUUUUACUCUUUGUCUUCAUUCUGUAGCACUGGCUGCUGCAGCAUCCUACACUUCCAUAGUGAAAAUGCCCAGAAAAAAAAAGUCAUCAGUCUCGUUUUUUUUUUUUUUUUUGGUUACUUUCCAAUCAAAAAUGCAACCAACUUUUAAAAGGAUGUAUUGGGUUUCAGAAAGAUCCAGUGAUGAACUGAUUAAAAUGGUUUUCUUUACAUCCUCUCGCUGCUCUGUGCCUGCUCCCUGCGGAGUGGUUCAGUUUAAUUUUUUUUCCCUGCACAGAUGCUUUCCUUUGCCUGUGUCUAUCCGUUGCCAUUGUAGAACGUUUACUGUCUAACAAUCACAUCUAAACUGGAUUCAUGUUGCAGCUUGUUCUUUAGAGCCAACAGGUGUUGCCUGCUAAUCGAUAAGUGGCAUUCCUAAUAACACCAUAAUGAUAUUACCAAUAACAUACAGCUCACAUAGACAUGACUGAGAUGGUUGCUUCUCCACUUUCAGCACUUUUGCAAAGUUAAAGGAGAAAACUCAGCAGUGACUACACAUAGAAAACCUGUAGGUGGGGUAACAAUGCAGCCCUGCAGCAAAGCAAAGUGUGUUCUUUAUUUAUAGAAGCGUCAGAGGGCCGUCUUUCUGUUGACAAAGUAAAACCAUGCUUAUUCCAGCCUGAGAGCAGAUUUCAUGCAAAAAGGAAAGUCUCGACAGCAGUAAAGCAACCUCUGACUGCAUGUAUCACCAACAUGUUUCCACCGUUGCACUGACUCACAGUGAUUUACAUCAACAUAUUUUUUUCUCUAACUUUUCUGUUAGAUGAGCCAUCUGUUCUGAAGUUUGAAACUGCAGUAAACAAGGUUUUACUGUUUGUCCUCGCUCUGUUUCUGCAAGAGGAGAGCAGAUUUUUCUGAUUGCACAAGCAGGACUGUUCAGCUUUUGCUGAUGCAAAGUAGAAAUAAGAAAUUUUUUGUUUUGUUUUUUUUUUUGCCACACUACUUUAGGCAGAGCAAGAAUAUUUCGGUGUCAUGAUACAGUACAGUUUUUGUUACCGGGUAGUGUUACUGAUACGAUACGCAGUACAUUUAUCUGUUUUUCAAGUCCAUUAACUCCUUGUGUAUGUAAUAUGCCUUUUACAUAUUUAUUUUGCAAGGCUAAUCUCUCCUGGGCUACUUCAUCACUUCGUCCUCAUCUGCUGUGAUUUCCUGUGCUGUUAGUCACUGAUGAGUAAUGAUGGUGAAGUUUGGGGAAAUUGGUUUUGAUGUAAUUUGGAGUGAGUCAUCACUUGUCGACCUCAAGGCAUCUAUGUGAACACAAAAUAUUUCUGCACAGAUGUACAGUACAACAGAACCAGUCUGGAUGCAGGAAAGGAAAGUUGCAAUCUCGAGUCAUCUUUAAAGUCGCAUACAUACUUUACUUUUCUCAGUCCAUCUCACUCUCGUGCACACUCACAUCCAAAAACUCCUCAGAUUUUUAUUUUAUCGAGCUGCCAACUGACAAAGACAGCAAGGUCUUGGUUGCUGUGCUGUCUGAUACUUUUGCUUAUUCUUCUUCUUUUUGUUUUCCAGUGGCAUAAUUUUCUAUGAUUUUUAUUUUUCUUUGUACCUGAUGUUUGCCUUGUCAUAUGUUCGUUUAUAAGUGGAGUGAGUGGAGUCAAGAAGGUCAGCUGAAACUACAGCUGCAGGUUUAAAAAGCCUAUCCUGUGACUUGAUAGGUUGCUGUAUUGUGCUGCGAGGCAGGGGACCCACAGAUGGUAUGAGGCCAGAGACAAACUCAGCCACGGCCCGGCUUAGAAAAAGUUGGUGUUGCCUUUGACACGAAAUUUAAAGGCCCAAAAUCUGAUUUCGUGCUAAUCAGAAGAGGUGUGACUUUAAAUACUGGAAGAGUUUGCCAUUUUGUUUGGAAAACACAAAACAAAAGGAAACACUUUCAGUGUCUUAAUUUAGCAAAGUUGGAAUACAGAAGAAGGGUGCAGUGAAAUUUAGGUUUGAACAUCUUUUUCCACAGUUUUCCGUUCAGUGUGUGCAGUCGAAUCAGAAGCUUCAGUGGAGGCAUUAAAAGCAGGUUACAAGAGACCGUUUUAGUGCAGUAGCGUGGAAGUUGUUCAAAGUGGCUGCAGCGAAUAAAAAAGGUCCAUCCAUCCGUUCUCUCCCGCUUAUCCUGUUCAGGGUCGCGGAGGGGCUGGAGCCUAUCCCAGCUUUCAUAGGGUGAGAGGCAGGGUUCACCCUGUACAGGUCGCCAGCCUGUCGCAGGACCAACAAAUACAAAGGUGUUUUAUUAAAAUUAGAAAAAUGUCAAACUCUUUAAUUUAAAUGUAUUCCUGAAAUGGCAGCAUUAUUGAAGGUCUUUUUCUUUUCUUUUUUUUUUAAAUCUGAUUCUCAAUGUGCGUAAAUGGAAGAUCUGUCUCUGAUGUCCUGGUUUAGAUAUGUGCAAGUAUAAAUUUUAAUAGUUCAUUCAUUUUAUUUUUCUUAGCCUUAUUGUCUAGAUUAUUGCAUAAAUUAUGAAGCCUAAUUAUGAGUAAUCUUGAUAUUUCAUUGACGCUCCUCUGUCAGCGCAGGAUAAGCAUGGGUUUCAAACUAGAGGUGUAGCACGCUGAGGUUUUAUUUUGUGGUUUUUAGCGCCCUCUAUUGCCACGUUUGAUGAGCUAAGAAGAAAAAAAGAGAAAGGGGCUUGAGGUAGGAAACGUCUGAUUCAGCCAGAGUUUCAAUCUUUGUUUUAUAAAAUCUCGAUGUGAUCCUGCUGCUCCACAGAAAGCGACUGCACACACCUGAGUGACCACUUCAGUCCCAUCUACAGCAGUUCCCAUGUUGUUUGAAGCCUUUUCUUUUAAAGCUAGUCAGAAGAUUUGCUAUUUUAUUUCUUAAUCUUUUUAUGUUAUACACAGAAGAAAUGACUGUAACAUUUAAGUGCAGCACCUCAUUUUGAGUGGAUGGUUAAAUGUUUACAUCUUUAGCACCACGUGCCAAAGUUCCUUCCUGAAUUUUCUGUAUGAUGAAGAGUGAGAAGGGGAAAAAAGUCUUUGGAAAUCAGGAACGAGUCUUGGAGGAUUUGUUCAGUGACAGGUUGCUUACAGUAUGAGGAGUAUCUUCUUGUUCCCUCCAAUCUCAGUUCAAUUUUUAGAAGCCACUGUGGGCAGGACUGCUCUUAGCUGCUGGCCUGGUGUCAGUUUUACAAAAGAGAGUGAACUGAAAAAUGGUAGUUUCUUUUUUUUUUUUUUUUGGGGGGGGAUGUCUUAAAAACUAUAAAAUAUCCUGGGUAUGUGAUGGAUUUAAACCUUCAUGUUCUGCAAGAUGCUAGAGGUGUAACGAUUCUGAAACGGAUCCCAACCAAAACCAAAAACAUUCCCAAUAUCGUAUGGUGAUUCCAUGUUCUUAAAUCAUGAGUACCCAUUUGGAGUCGUGCAAUCCAUAUUUAAAGCACAUUAGAUGGAAAGAUGGAAAUACAUCACAAUAAUGAAGCUUGUUUUUUUUUUUUUUGUUUGUGAUCCAGUGAUGGAGUGAUUGGGCUUGUAGUAAAACUAAUUUUAGGUAUGAGACAAAACCAUGACCCACAAACCAGGUUAUAAACUGAAGCAUGGUUUUGGAGAAUUGUUACACCCCGACCAAAUGCCUGUUGAGUUUGAGCUAACUUUGUGUUGGAAAACAUCUUUAAAAAAAAAAAAAAAAAAAAGAAGAAUAUUAUUACUGACAGUCUUGCAGUUGGGUGUCUUUAUUAGCAUAAAAAGUGAUCACGAGUCAGUAAAUAAGAGCGUCCUACCCGCUGAGCGACUUCAUUUAUUUCACUAUGUUUUGGGGGGAAGCAAUGGGUUGUUUGCUAGAGUUAAACAAAAAAAUGAGGCUCGGAGGUAAAGCUUUGCGUUCUUCCAGCUUUUCCUUUAAAAAAAAAAUUCAGUCAUGGCUUGUCCAAAAGCUUAGAUGUUUCUCCCUAUCGGCCCACCUCAAAUCACCUCUUAGGAUUAACAGAAGAAGGGCGCUCUCUAAUAAGUGAAAAGCCCUGCUGAGACAUCCAGCUCAGGACUGCUUAAGCUUCUCCGUCUUCUGCUACGAGUGACUGUGCCAAUGUAAAUGAGUCAGGGCACAAGAGGGGCUAAACAUGCACAGCAGACAAUACACUGUAAAAGUCUCAUCAACUGGUAAUGACAGAUAACAGUAAUCAAUAUGGGUGGGAUAUGAACUGGUGGGUUAAUGGGUUUUCUAAGAGGCAUGUGGCUCUGUUGAAUGGCUCUGUGUUCACAUUAUGAGGUGGCUGAUACAACCCGAGGGUUCACACAUGUAAAAGUGUAUAUUUUUGUAUAUACCUACAUCAGUGUGUGUACAGUAUGUACAUAUAUACACAGUGUACUCAGCUGCGGUUCCUAGUUUUGUUGUCAGACUGUACAGCGCUUCUAACUGUUCCCUGUUUUAUAGAUAAUACAGAAAUUCAACUUUGAAUGAGGAGAAAUGAU
This is a messenger RNA of Archocentrus centrarchus (flier cichlid), 7340 nucleotides long. It is a transcript of the gene galnt2, whose product is annotated as UDP-N-acetyl-alpha-D-galactosamine:polypeptide N-acetylgalactosaminyltransferase 2. Gene Ontology annotation, biological process: protein O-linked glycosylation. Gene Ontology annotation, molecular function: polypeptide N-acetylgalactosaminyltransferase activity. The coding region runs from base 412 to 2118 and encodes 568 amino acids. The transcript has 16 exons. Lineage: Eukaryota; Metazoa; Chordata; Actinopteri; Cichliformes; Cichlidae. Gene Ontology annotation, cellular component: Golgi apparatus. The record is from RefSeq and is a predicted model, not a curated record.